GGUGAAUGAUUUCCCCGGGGCGGUGCUGGACUUCUCUGCCACCCACCAGAGUCCUCGGUCGCACCGCCCAAGCGGGCAAGCCUGCCAGCGCUGCCCGGGCACCGGGGACCAUGGCCACGGAUUCUUGGGCCCUAGCAGUGGAUGAGCAGGAAGCCGCGGCUGAGUCGUUGAGCAACUUGCAUCUUAAGGAGGAGAAAAUCAAACCAGAUGCCAAUGGGGCUGUUGUUAAGACCGAUGCAAAGGCAGAGAAGACAGAGGAAGAUGAGAAAGAGGACAGAGCUGCUCAGUCUUUACUCAACAAGCUGAUCAGAAGCAAUCUUGUGGAUAACACCAACCAAGUGGAAGUCCUGCAGAGGGACCCAAGCUCCCCGCUCUACUCAGUGAAGUCCUUCGAGGAGCUUCGCCUGAAACCACAGCUUCUCCAGGGAGUCUAUGCUAUGGGUUUCAACCGCCCUUCCAAAAUACAGGAGAAUGCAUUGCCUUUGAUGCUUGCUGAACCGUAUACCCGCAAAACAGCUAGCUGGCUGGCAGCAGAGCUCUCAAAAGAAGGCCACCAGGUGGCCCUGCUGAGUGGAGAGAUGAUGGUGGAGCAGAGGGCCGCNGUGAUCGAGCGCUUCCGAGAAGGCAAAGAGAAGGUUCUGGUGACCACCAACGUGUGUGCCCGUGGUAUNGAUGUUGAACAGGUGUCUGUGGUCAUCAAUUUUGACCUCCCUGUGGACAAGGAUGGGAACCCAGACAAUGAGACCUACCUGCACCGCAUUGGGCGCACAGGCCGCUUUGGCAAGAGGGGUCUGGCAGUGAACAUGGUGGACAGCAAGCACAGCAUGAAUAUCCUCAACAGGAUCCAGGAGCAUUUUAAUAAGAAGAUAGAAAGAUUGGACACAGAUGAUUUGGAUGAGAUUGAGAAAAUAGCCAACUGAGGCGCUUGCUNCUCCAUGGGNUGGUGCCACCCUCAGCNCUCNCUGCCUGGGAAUCUAGUGCUCUCGUGGCAUAGGCCUUGACGGGCCCCUCAGAGACCACGGGCUGAGUAGAGACUACCUACCUCAUUCAGAAUUACGUUUGGACUUGACAGAAAUUUGUGCAAAUGAUGAGGGAUGGUAGAAAAUUUGUUUACACAACUUUGGAAGAUUAGGCAUGAAUACACAGAAAUUUACCUUUUCAAGUCCCGUCUUUUUUUUUUUUUUUUUUUGAACAGUAUUUUCCAAUCAUUACACUGAUCUAGAUAAUAUGCCUAGGAUUCCUUGUGACAAACCUUAGCUGUUUGUGACUUGGAGUUCGCAGGCCAGCCUUGUUGAAGUGACAGCACAGAACAGAGAGCACACAGAGGCAGAGUCCCCAGGGAGGAGGAGGAUAUAAGCCAGUCUAGUGUCAGAAGGAUGGCAUGAGGCACUGGAGUUGGCCUGUGGACUGCUGCUUAGGACUUGGUGUGCAAUGGCUAAGCUGGGUGUUAACCAGACCCCUGCUGACACUCUUUCCAGGAAAAGAUUUGCCAUGUUGGACCAAAAUGCCUUUGGGGCUUCUCCUUAAACUUUGUGGCUCAGGAACAUGGGCAGUCUAUAUGUAGUGCAAAUCUGGUUAUUGGUGAGUUCUUGGCUCAUACUUCAGCAAGACCUGUGGAGAAGUUGUCCUGGAAGAUUAGUGGUACCUCUGGCUUACCAUAACACCUGGAUCAUGGCUACUUGAACCAUAGUUUUUACAUCUGUAACAUCAUUUGGAUUGUUAGUAGUCCCAGGCAAAUAAAAGGGUACUGAGAUUUGGGUUUUAAGUGAGUACUGUAGCUUAAAGUUUCUGAUGGGCAGGCAGCCUUGAUCAAAGCAGGCUAGGCAUGGUCAGCAGUUGCCAAAAAUCCUUGCUUUUUUUGCGGUUCCUGAAAGAUUAGUCCUGUCAGUGCUGGGGAGUGAUUGCAGACAUUGGGCAUCGUGGUUCUAAAGGAAUUCUGAUGGUCUGUGUUCACAGUGAGUGUGAUGAGGGACAGGACGGACCACAGACGUUUGUCUGUCCACAAUGAGGCAUCGCCAAGCAUUUACUCAUUUCUCCCUUAGCACCCAUCAGUAGAAUAGUAAAAGCAUACAAUAAAAACAGAAUUCCUCAUACUGGCUAGGCCAUAGAUAGCACACAGUGACAGCAACUUGGAAGGAUGGAGAAGCACCCUCUACAGUGCUUUGACUUGGACGGGGUUAUUCUUCUCUCUAGGGUUUGUUUUGUUGCAUGUAUGUGUUGUGCUGGGACUCAAACCUGGAGCCGUGUGUUCUGCUAACUAAGCACAUUACUCUGAACUAUUAUUUCCAGCCAUGAUGGAGGAAUGUUGUAGUGAGAGAUAUUGAUCUGUUUUUCCAUAUUUUAAUGCCAGCUCCGACACCUGGGAAAGGAGGGUGCCACCAUGGCUACUGCCUGGUGGUUGUUCAGUGUCACAGAGAAACCAGCAGGGUGCCUGGUCUCCACUCUCCAGUGGGGACUUGAAUAGAAUUCUCUGUGUGCUCCUGGCCAACUUUGAUCUAUUUUAGAAGUGUUAAAAGGAGAGAAUAAACUUUUUCUCCCAAAAUACUGUGGACCAAACUUGAAAUAACUGAAACAAGGACUGUAGUUAGAGAAGUGUGUGACUCUUCCCUGAGUCUGAGGAGAUGGAGCAAGGCAAGCAGCAGCCUCUCCAGUGGCUUCUGGUGGAAGUGUAGAUGAGCGCUCCUAACUUAGUGUUCUGCACCUCGGAGAAUACUGGAUGGGUUUCAUGGUGUCUUAGGAAGACUCCCAAAAGAUUAUCCACCUUUUAAAAAGGUGAGUCCUACAUUGUGGAUGGCUCUGGCAUGUCACUAGUGUCUUGUGGACCAUAUUCCUUCACAGCCUACAUUCACUCGUGCCACCAUCUAUCCCCCAGGGGCAGGUUAGCACUGUCGGGAGCCUUAAGAAAGUAUUGAGCUUACAAGAGCCUUGGUCCCAGGGAUUUGACUGAUGUCAAUAAAGUUAUGUAUCUAUGAAGUGAUAAACUGAGCUCUUGGACAAAGGAGCUCAGGGAAAGAAUGAAGGGAGAAGCUCAGGGAAAGAAAUAUUUUUGUCUAAUGAAAAGUUUUGUGAUGUUCAUUACCCACAAACAAAUUUAUAUUGGAUUUUUAUUCGUUGACCUCAAACUUAAAUUCCUGCCUCAGUUUCCUGAGUACUAGAAUUAUAGGUGUGUACUAUCAUGCCAGACUGAGGUAUUUUUGUUCUGUGUAUCAUUUACUGGUUAUAUGCAUGCAUAAGAUCUGAUAAGUUGUUGAGACAUAGUCUUUUAGGGAUUUGGGAUUCUUGUUUUUGUUUUUUGAGACAGGGUUUCUUUGUGUAUCCCUGGCUGUCCUGGAAUUUGCUCUAUAGUAGACCAGGCUGGCUUUGAACUCCAAAAUCCACUCCUACUUGAGCCUAGUUGAGCCUCCAACUCCUGAGUGCUGGGAUUAAAGGUGUGCACUACCACACCCUGUAUGAUGUAGUUUUUGCUGGUGUUAAUUAUGAACUGUUCAUGUUACUAAGACAGUAAUGAUUAUAAGAAGGAAGUAGCAUCUUCUGGUUGUUGAUAUAUUAAGUAAAGUUAAAACCACGUUCAGCUAGUAUUAGUCUUUGUCAGUUGGUGAGCAACGAGGGCAUCUCCAUAGACCCAGGAUUCUGCUCACUUGCCAGGCAUUUACAAAUACAUGCACACGCACACAUGCGCAUAUGUGCACACACACACACACACACACACACCACCCCACUUUAGUAAAACAGGAUAAUGUGGGUCACUGCCUGUGAAGUCAGUCUGUGGUUGCAUCCUCCAGGAGUGAUGAUGUACACCAGUCGGUCGCUGCAUUAGCAAGAGUGAUAUUCCAUGCCUGUAGUCCCAGCGUCAGCAAAGCUGAGGCCGGAGGGGUUUGAGCUUAAAGUGAGCCCAGCCUACAUAGGUCCUGUCUCAAAAAACAAAACAAAAAAACAAUCUGAGUGUGGUAGUUCAUGCCCAUAAUCCUGGCAUUUGUGGUAUGAAAGCAGGAAGUUCAGGAGUUCAAAGCUAACCUAGGCAAUAAGAGGCUGGGUCAGGGCAUUCCACCUGAAGAUAGGUCUUUCCUAUUUGUUACAAAAUCUCUGUCCAGGACUGGUAUAAAGCGUUCCAGAGGCCAGAGAACAUUGAAUAAAGGAAUGGGGUUUUUGUGUGAGGAAGCAGGCUCAUGACAAGAUUUGCAAGGAAAGGAUUCAUCCUCAGGUACAAAGAGAAGUUGAGGCUAGCCUGGUCUACAUUAAGCCCUGUCUCAGAAAGCAAAAGAGUAAAAAGUAUUAGGUACAGUGGUGAUUUUUUAUUUAUUGCAGCACUCAGGAGGCUGAGCCAGUAGUGCUGAGUUUAAAGCCAGCCUGGGUUACUUAGAAACAGGCCAGCCUUAGCUGUGUGUCAAGUUGACAAGGGUGAAAGAAGUAUCCUGGGAACACAGCUCAAGUGGCCCUGUGUGGGAAAGUCAGGGUUCACAGGGUAAAAUGCUGCUACUGCUGCUGCUCAGUGUUUGUUGUUUAACACAGGCUGGCCUGGAAAUCAAAGAAUUCUACCUCAGCCUCCUGAGUGCUGGGAUUCUAAGCAGGAGCCGCUAUGACCUGGCGACUAAAUUUUGACUGUAUAUCACAGUCCAGUGUCCUGCUGUGACAGAAUAGCCAGGACUGAGUAGUCUGAGGACAAGGGAGCCUGCAGGCCAGGAGGGGGACAUCAACAUCAGAGCCUUAGCAGCAGGAUGAGGAGUUCUGAAAUCAGUGUAGCAAAAUUGGCUUUCUGUUGCUGGAGGAGGGAACUUGACUGCCUGCCUCCUCUGCCCUCACCACGUGAGGUAAUGCUGAAGGCUUCAUGGACUCUCAAGUUUCUCUUGGUCCUCUUUUAGAGACACCAGACUCCUGGGAUGUCAUUACAAGUUUACAUGGCUUUGCUUCUCUGCUUGAGAGUAAAUACCCUGUGCUCUGUUGCCUGGCUGUUGUGGUGUCUUCUACAAAGGACCCUGGUGCACGAAAUUAACCCAAGAAACUUAUGCUGAGGCACAUACACUGCUUUUCUCACCCUUAGCUGAGCUAGAGCUUUCCCAGAGCAGCUUGAAACCCUAGCGUGAAGAUGCAGAUGUGUGCUUUUCUUGGCCUCCAGACUGUCUUGGCUUUAGAAUCUGAGGGGGCAGGGGAGUGGCUGCUCUUGUCGUAGUUUCAGUCAUGAAGUGGGGAAUGUCUAGAAGAUGGAGAAAGGUGUGGUGACACACAGCUGUAAUCCUAACACUUGCAGGGCUGAUGGUUGAGACUUUGGAGUACUGCUAGGACUACAGGGGUCUGGACUGUGUGAUAAGAUCACGUCUCUUCAAAAUCAAAAGGACAGGUCAAGCUUUCCCGUGACGCCCGACAUGUCUGCUGCCCCCCCCCCCCGCCUCCGCCCCAGUCAGUGGACAGAGAGACGAGGGUGACAGAGCAGAUCCUCUUGUGUCUUUUUGAGCCCAGGACUGCAGCUAGCUUUUGCCAGCAUAAGAGAUAGCCUUCCCCACAAGACUGCUGUUGCUCAGUGUGUUUUUCCCAUUCCAAUUCUUCAACUUAAGAGCAGCCUACUGAGUGUAAGUUAUUGUAAUUAUUCCCUGAGGGCAAGCCUCUCCUUUACUCUUGAAGGAACAAGUCAAGUCAUGUGGCCAAUUAAGCAUGCUUUUUUGUUUUUCUUUUUUCUUUUGGAUUGGGUUUUGUAUGUGUGUAGUUCAUUUUGCUAUCUGACAGCAGUAGCUGCUAAAUAUGUGUAGAAAUUAUCAAGAUAUGGCUAGUGAGAUGACUGGUUAUUGCAGGUCCAGUUCCUGAAGGUAGGAGAAAACUAGCUAGCCUCAGGGAGUUGUCCUUAGACCUCAUUAGUGGGGCAAUGGUGCAUAGU
Messenger RNA from Mus pahari (shrew mouse), 5866 nucleotides. Its product is annotated as ATP-dependent RNA helicase DDX19B-like. Gene Ontology annotation, molecular function: RNA binding; RNA helicase activity. Gene Ontology annotation, biological process: poly(A)+ mRNA export from nucleus. The transcript has 8 exons. Gene Ontology annotation, cellular component: cytoplasmic stress granule; nucleus. The record is from RefSeq and is a predicted model, not a curated record. The coding region runs from base 6 to 920 and encodes 304 amino acids. Lineage: Eukaryota; Metazoa; Chordata; Mammalia; Rodentia; Muridae.